Molecule: messenger RNA, 2797 nt
Organism: Paramormyrops kingsleyae
Lineage: Eukaryota; Metazoa; Chordata; Actinopteri; Osteoglossiformes; Mormyridae
Product: aquaporin-4
Biological process (GO): transmembrane transport; water transport
Cellular component (GO): basolateral plasma membrane; plasma membrane
Molecular function (GO): water channel activity
Source: RefSeq, a predicted model, not a curated record
UUUUGCCAUUACCAACCAGAAGAUAAAAGAAGAAUGGAGCGUAUACGCUAUUUUAAUUAAAGAUUGCGGUCAACAGUUUCAAAACGUGCUGCAAAAUGCGUAGCGAAGUGAACCGUGAGCAGCACGUGCAUGUCUAGUGGAGGAGGCACUGACGGAUACGCCCCUAAUUCAAACGGGCCAAUUGGAAAGCAACUCAGUUUUGAAAAUCAAAUGUUUUCAUUGGACAGACAGAGUAUUUCGCAGGGUGGGCACGGCUUGUCUCUGGGGGGGGGGCAGUGCCCACCCCAGCCCCCCCGUGGUCACGCCUCCGGAAUAAAUAGAGAGAAUAAGCAAACAAACAAAUAAAUGAUUAAAUGACGCGCGUUACUAAUUCCCCGUAUAUAUUGCUUAAAGUUGUGAUAAUACGUAUACAUUAUAAUCAUAAUGAAUGUUACAUUUCACAGUAAUGGAUCAGGUGAUCUUCUAAUUGCCUCUGAAAUUAGCGCAUAAUUACCCGGCUUGUGAUGCUGAGUUUUACGUAAAGAUGUUCUUGUUUAUUUGGGUAUUGUGGUGGAGUGGGGUGGCAGCCGAUUUAACUCGGUAGUUUCACGAGUCACCUUAUCCCCUUAUUCCCUGUCUGGAAAGAAGCGACCGGCGUGAGCUUCCCCCUCUCACAUGCCCUCCGUUCCAGGGGCGCGCAUAUUAAAGCCCCCCAGGUCAUCCUCACGGUUUCAUUUAUCUGCCAAAUGCGCAUCAAAAACGACUCAACCGCCAGCGGCUCCGCUAUAAACGGUAUGAGGGGAGAGUAUGCGCAAGUAAUAUUGGAAAAAACCAAAGCGUGUGGUUGUUGCGGGAGGUGCUUACCACUGUGGAAGCGUGAAAGUGUAAUGGCGGCAUUUAAAGGCAUCUGGACUCAGGAGUUCUGGCGGGCGGUCUCUGCGGAGUUCCUGGCCACCCUGAUCUUCAUCCUACUCAGCCUUGGCUCCACAAUAAACUGGGGGGCUGGCAAGGAGAAGCCACCCCCCCCGGACCUGGUGCUUAUCUCACUCUGCUUCGGCCUGAGCAUCUCCACUAUGGUUCAUUGCUUCGGGCACAUCAGUGGGGCCCAUAUCAAUCCAGCCGUAACGGCGGCCAUGGUCUGUACUAGGAAGCUCAGCUUGUCCAAGGCUGUCUUCUACCUGGCAGCCCAGUGCCUGGGAGCGGUUGUCGGGGCUGGAAUCCUUCUCAUGGUGACGCCCAGUUCUGUGAGAGGUGGCCUUGGAGUAACCGUGGUAAAUUCCAGCAUCUCGCUGGGUCAUGCCCUAGUGGUGGAGCUCCUGAUCACCUUUGAGCUGGUCUUCACCAUUUUUGCUACAUGUGACCCCAGACGUGUCGAGCUCAAGGGCUCGGUUGCCUUGGCCACCGGCUUUGCUGUCUCCAUUGGACACCUCUUUGCUAUCCCUUAUACUGGAGCCAGUAUGAACCCGGCCCGGUCUUUUGGACCUGCUGUUGUGACCUGGAACUGGGAAAACCACUGGGUAUACUGGAUGGGCCCGGUCAUGGGUGGGGUGGUGGCAGCCGCCCUCUAUGAUUAUAUCUACUACCCCGACAAGGAGCUCAAGAAGCACAUGAAGGAAAUGCUGUCAAUGGUGCCCUACACGCCCACCAAGUACAAGGAGGCAGAAGACAGCCGAUACCCAAGAGACUUGGACGAGCUGGUCAUUAAGCCAGGACCCUUCCACGUGAUCGAUGUAGCUGAGAGGAAGGACAGGGACCCCGCCCGGGAGGUACUGUCCUCUGUAUGACUAGCACAUAACGUUGAAAAAGGAAAGCGGGCCGUGACCUUUGACCCCCACCUCGUGUCCGCCCUCAAGGAGACAUACCUCUGCUAGGACUCGACGUAAGAGGACCAUCCUCAGCUGCGCAGCUUCACCUUCAUAGGAAGCCACUGACCUUCAUUUACAGAAGCCACCAGGAUGACUAAAAAUCAACAUAGCCAACAUCUGACAUAAGCAGGGGCGUAUCCCGGGGCCGGGGCCACAGGGGUACUGACUCCAGUUGAAAGUUGAUUGGCCCUCAGUAUGCCCUAUCCCCUUUCACUCACUGAUUCUAAACGUAUCAUUGGCUAAUGAUGAGGUUGGCCCCUCCGUGUGAAUUAUGGUCCCUCUCAUGUCCACCACCUUAAAAAAAUUCUAAAAUAAAAGUAACAUUCCCUUUCUUAUUGAGGGUUUAAUUAGCAAUGUAAUUACACUAUGCUUUUAAAAUAAGGGUUUUAUAUGCAAAACUUUCUAUAAUGUGGUUCUUCCUUUUUAGUGUAUGUUUUUUCAACAUCCUCAUCAAAAUCCUCUUUAAAAUUGCAUCAGAAAAUAUGCUUAUGCGAAUUUGUUUUUAACAGAUGUAACAAUCGUUUUUUUUUUGUAAACACUUGCAUAUUUGUAUAUAGCAGAAUAUAUUUUAAUUGAUUAAUUCAAAUUUAAUGGUUUUCAUUCUGUACCUCUGAAUUCUUUCUUUCGCAACUGAAAGUCCAAGUUCAUUCUUUUACCCAUUUUUACAUAUACUUUGAUGUAUCAUUAUGAAAAUCAGUUUCCAUUGCUUGCACAUUUGUUAUAGCAACUUUAACGGCAGGUUUAAUCAUCUUGUGAUUUUCAAGAUGAAUUAGAUAUCUUGUUAAGUCAAUUAUGGGCCUGUGGUCACUGGUCACCACCCCAUUUGCAGAAUUUGGAACAUUCUGACCCUGGAGAAUUUCAUAUUAUGGUUAUAACACAGCUAAAUUAUAUUUAUCAAUUCUGAUAAAAAUGUCAUGUGUUUUGGUUACGUGUAUGAAAUAUAUAACAUAAUA